Messenger RNA from Zasmidium cellare ATCC 36951, 1155 nucleotides. RefSeq lists its product as uncharacterized. NCBI's taxonomy places the organism in Eukaryota, Fungi, Ascomycota, Dothideomycetes, Mycosphaerellales, Mycosphaerellaceae. The transcript has a single exon. The record is from RefSeq and is a predicted model, not a curated record. The coding region runs from base 1 to 1155 and encodes 384 amino acids.
AUGCAACAAUCUAUCUCCAGCCCGCUUUUGGGGGAGAGAUCCGAACAUGCGUACGCCUCGGCGGCUAUAACCUACGACUGUGUCCACUAUCUCUGUUUCUUUUCAGCUGGCACCAACAGAAAGAACCAGUGCCCGCUUCCUUUCUAUUGUCCACGAAUCGCCGCCUCGCUGGAAGGUCUGACCACAACAACCUAUGUUCGUUGCAUGGUGGACAACCCACAAGGACCCCUUACAGUCAACCUCACGGCAACCUACAAUAAGUAUACUCAGCCAGCUUUUCUUGGGCGCAAUGCAACAACUCUCCCCAGUCUCCUUUGGGCAGAAUCGGUUAUCUCGAAUUGGUGGAUGAGUCUUGUCACCACAUUCGAAGCCGCCAACGAUGCCUUGGAACGACCUACAUACAAAGGACGGCUCGCGAUCUCGCCUAACUCAAACACCCUUCCAACCUCUGCGGAUGACAUCAAAUCGCUAGACAUGCUCAACGGCAACGCUUACUUCGUCCCGUUCUUGGACAAAGGCAUCAUCGACGCUUUCUGGUACACACCGACCGCCAACAUCAGCGUGCUAGCAAGCAUGACAACCAUGAAUGCAUCGUUUCCAGCCUCUUGGGAGCCGGCCGACUACCUGGCGAAGGGUCUAUACUACACCGUGCUCACGGACCUUGGGCAAACCGAUUCUCACGGCACAAACAUCUUCGCCAACUCAGACCUCCUGGCCUACUUCACGAAGAACUUCACUUCCAUCGUCGCUACUGGCGAAAAGGAGAUCGCACGGGCAACACCAUACGGAGACCUCCCGUCCGUCCCAUUUGAUCCCACAAGUGCGGAAGCAUCAACUUUGCGAAUCGACCCGUCAGUCCUCGCAACAGAGUAUCUUUGCCAGGUUCCGCAGCUGAAACCGAGCGGAUCGCUCAUCAUCGCGGUCUUGAUCGCGGAUAUCGUCUUGCUCAAGACUAUUUGGCAGCUAUACAAGCUCGUGGUAGACUGGACUUUACAGAGGCAUCACCCGGACAUGAAGCUAUGCGAAGGGUGUCUCGCUCGGCACGAGAAGAUGGACGAUCUAUCGACUGUCGAGAGCAAGCUGCAAAUUUCGAGCCCUCGUGGGCAAUACCAGAAGAUACACGUUAGUGAACGCAGCUCCGUAUUCGAGGAAUAA